Messenger RNA from Vitis riparia (riverbank grape), 886 nucleotides. RefSeq lists its product as uncharacterized. Gene Ontology annotation, molecular function: calcium ion binding. Lineage: Eukaryota; Viridiplantae; Streptophyta; Magnoliopsida; Vitales; Vitaceae. Bases 1 to 630 code for a protein of 209 amino acids. The transcript has 3 exons. The record is from RefSeq and is a predicted model, not a curated record.
AUGGAAGAGAUUCGAGAGGCUGCGUUAGCCUAUUACGAAGCUGGAACUCAAGAGCAGAGGCAGUUGGCACGGGCAUUUUUCCAAACCUUGGAUGUGGAUGGAGACGGGACAGUGAGCGUCCAGGAGUUCGUCGACUUCCUCAGGGGCAGGGGCUACCGGCUGUUGGAUAAUCCCAGCUUUUUCCAGGCACUUGACCGUGACGGCAAUGGGUGUCUGGAUUUCUACGAAGUUCUCACCUUAUACUAUAUAAUUAAAAGCGGUAGACCUUUCUGUGAUGGGUGUGGGGUUUUCCUCAAGGGUUUGUUUUUCACUUGCCUUGACUGCUAUGAAAGCAGCCAUACCACAUUCAAUCUUUGCUCCGCGUGUUACCGCGGCAAAAAGUUCAGUCACCAGCACGCAGCCAUUUUAGAUAACUACACUUUGUUGACGCACAAGAGGACGACGACCAUGGCAGGACUCGGACAACCAAAUAUGAGUCAGAUAACUUCUCCAGGGAGUUCCAGCUUGAAGCGAGGGAAGUCUAGUCAUGAGAAAGUGAAGGAAGCGUUUGAGGCGUUUGACACUGCAGUUACCAUUGGAACCUAUGCUACCUAUGUUGCCAAUGCUGCCAAUGUUUGCAGCAUUAUGUAGGCAUUUUAUGGUUGAAACUGUUAUGUUUUGUUAUGCUAGACAUUAGGUUGCUUUAGUGGGUUGUUGGUGGGCUAUUGCCAAUCUGUCAAUAAAUCCCUAUUGUUAAGGGUUAGUUGUUCAUUUGAAUUAGUCUUACCACGUUAUUAGGAGCUCUGAAACGUGGGCUGUUAUUUUUCUUGUUUUUCAAGUGUUACUCUGUAAGGCUAUAAGAUAGCCAGGUUUACUUUUCAAUGAAUAACAGAGAUUUCUCCCAAAA